AUGGGAAGGAAACCGCACUCACAGGGAAGUACGGAUGGGGAACAAGUCGGAGAGGAGGCGAUGUUGAAGGCCCUGGAAUCUGCGCUAUUGGCCGUACGAGAUGGAAGGAUGCAAAAGCAAGACUACUAUUUCAAAUUCUGCACUGCUGAUUCCAAUGAAUAUAUGUUUGAGAUCGUUGAAUCAGCAUUUGAAGCAGUUGGAAACGGAUCUUUAAAAGAAGAAGAUUAUUACUUUGAACUCACUACUCCUUAUUUUCAGUACGAAUCAGGCUGCUAUCCACAGCAGCAGUAUGAUGAAAUUACAUAUUCGGAGGAUCCACGAGGGCCUGAGUCAUUCAGAAUCUGGGAUUACAUCAGUCCAGUUAGGUCGCAGAUCAAGGACUACGUGAAAGAUGUAUUACCGUAUCAGCUUACAGGGAAGAUGAAGUUGGACAGACUCAUGAACGGCAUAAGCAUUACAUUGUCUACGUCAGGGUUCUCGAUUCGAUUGUUCCUGGCACUUUCCGUGAUAAUGGUACAUGCAACACCUUCAAGUGCCAGGGAGGAACCACCCUUGACACUGACCGCCGGCCAAAGUGGCGUCAUUCCGUUUGGGUGCAAGAACAAACAACCGUCUGCGCCUAAAUACUACACCGUCAAGUUCGAGGACAAAGACCGUCCUUUCUACAUAGAUGGAUUGUUUGACACCGAAGGACUGAUGUCACCAGACCAAGCUGGACGAUUCGACGUGAGAUAUGUCGAGAACGACAAUCAAAUGUCUAUAGAAAUCAAUAUAGCAUCUGUCUCCGUCGAAGACCAGGGGACAUACAUUGCAAUACUCAUUGUCCAUGGGGAUACACUUGAGUCUCAUACCAUGAAAAGAGCUGUCUUUAUAGUCAUUCCCCCCGGCCCGGUGAUUUGCUAUAUAAAGUUCAGUGGAACUUCACUUACACAGAAUCGGCAUACGAUUCAUUGCCAUUCUGAACGCGGAACUGGUAAUUCCACUCUUAGCUGCUUUCAAAAAGGCGAUAAAAUUCCGUAUUUUUACCUAAAUGGCGAUGAAGAGAGCGAUUCUCAGGUAGUUCACAGACGGAAUUUUUGGCUCAUGGAUAUAGACAGCCCAGUAUUUUGUUGUUCUCAUGACAUAAGCGUUACUAUUACUCAAACGUUAUGUAACCAAUUCAGAUUUCCCUACGAAUACCCUAAAAUUAGCACUACUCCCAAACCUCCGAAAAUUGCUACAGAAAUUCCGCAGAUAACAAGACCCAUAUUCAAACCAGAUAAAAACAUUCCGCCUUAUCCUUCAUAUUCGGGAUGUGAUCGGAAUAGUAACCGGUCUGCUCUUAUCAUCUCUCUUGCCGUGCUUUUCAUUUAUGCUUGCAUAUCGAAUCCCUAACACAAUCUCGCAAUGAAAAUGAAGUUCAUGUGUUGUCUCUUUGUAUUUUCUUUCAAUUCAUAUGACCAAAAUGACCGACCUAGAAAACAAAGUUCGAUGCACGUUUUAUAAGUCUGAUUGGAUUUUUCUUUCUUUUCGAUGGCUUUAAUGGGGUUGCUAUUUUUUCGAACACAUAAGAAGGAAAUUUACAUAAGGAGAUAAUAGUCAUGGUUCUGCAAUGCAGGAUACUGAUUAACAAAAUUUGAAACAGUGAAACCUAUUCAUUCAUAAUAUACACUUUU
This is a messenger RNA of Lytechinus variegatus (green sea urchin), 1655 nucleotides long. RefSeq lists its product as uncharacterized. The coding region runs from base 1 to 1374 and encodes 457 amino acids. The record is from RefSeq and is a predicted model, not a curated record. Lineage: Eukaryota; Metazoa; Echinodermata; Echinoidea; Temnopleuroida; Toxopneustidae. The transcript has 6 exons.